GUGACGGUUUUUCUCCCCCUGUCCCCGCGAGCGGGGGGGGCGGGGUCUGGGUCUGGGUCUGGGUCUGGGUCGGACCUUCUGUCGGUGCUGCACGAGAGCCCUGUCCCCUGUCCAAGCAGCAGCUCCCGCUCCUCGAGCUGGGAGUGCCACACAAUAUUCCAUCCCCCGUCCGUCCCUGACAGGGCCGGGGUGAGUGAGUGGGAGGGAGAGAAACCCAGUCAAACCUCACAGCUUCCAGGAGGGCUGCCCACCUACCAGAUCAGGAGGACUCUGCUUCCUUUCCCAGCCUUUCAAAUCCAACCCCCCGAGCCAAGGAGGUGGCAGCACAGGCCUUGAAUCUUCUCAACCUCGAGAAAGAUGCCUGGCCGUUGCCCGGAGUGUGGCUCCUCUGAGGUGGUCGAGGAUUCCCACUACAGCCAGAGCCACCUGGUGUGCACCGAGUGUGGCUUCCUGCUGACCGAGGGGCUGCUCACCACCACACGCUCCGAGGAGACUUUCUCCCAAGCAGUGAGAUAUAGUGAGAGCACGGCAGAGGUGAAAAAGCCUUGUCGCAACCAGAUACAAGGUCAGAAGAGGGUACACGACCUGUGUCGGAUUUUGCGAGUACGUCCACUUGUCGAAGACACAGCCAGCGAGCUUUAUCUGAAAGCGUAUGAACAUCAAAGCUUCCUGCAUGUCACUCUGGAGAAGAAAGAAGCCUUGGUGGGCUGCUGUGUUCACAUCUCCUGUCGCCAGCACAAUUGGCCUCUGACCCUGAGUACCAUCUGCUCACUGCUUCACGUGGAGCCCACCCUGUUCUCCACUGUCUACCAGCACCUGCUGAAAGAGUUAAGAUUGGAUAUUCCAACUCUCAGCCUUCUGGAUCUUGUGAAAACUCACUGUGAUGGUUUUAAUUUGUUCCAGAAUUCUGCAUCAAUCCCAUCUCAGUUUCUGGAGAAUAAAGACAAGGUGGUGGAACGUGCCAUGCAGCUUGUGGAGUUGGCCAGUGAGACAUGGCUAGUGACUGGGAGACACCCAGUGCCUAUUAUCACGGCAGCUGCUUACCUGGCCUGGCAGUCACUGCUACCUGGACACCGUCUGAAGUGCAGCCUGGGAAAGUUCUGCAAGUUGGCCGGAGUCAGGCAGCCCCCACCUGCCUCUCAGCGGGUGAAGGAAAUGCUUGACAUUCUAGUCACGUUGGCAUCACAACUGGCCUGGCUGGUCCCACAGCAGCUUGAUGCCAAGACUGUGGUGAAAUAUACCGAUGAUAUUCUCCGCCACCGUACCCUGUUACUCAGGCAAACGCUAAGUCUCGCGAGUACAAAGAACACAGAUGGGCAGACAGACCCAAGUGAAGGAAUAGAAACGAGUGGGGAGGCUGAGGCUGGGAACGGUAGUGGGGAGAUGGUACCCUCCCUUGUGGAGCACCCAGAUACGUCAAGGCGGAAGCGCACAAUGCCAAUCUUCCUCCCGCCAUGUCUCAAACAAAGGAAAUGGAAGAAGGCAUGCCCAGAAGCAGAGACCACCCUCCACACUGAGCCAACCACGGGAGAGGAGGAGAUAUCUGACAGUGAAAUUGAGCAGUACUUGAGGACGCCCGAGGAGAUGGCAGCCUUCAAGUCAGCACGUGCCAUCCUGUAAAUGGUACUCCCUAAUCACUCACUCAAUGAUGCUGGCAGUGCUUGUUGCAGAGAAGCAGUGCCUCUUUGUGCUAUGUCCAGAGUGUCUGAGGUGAAUGAGGACUGAAAGCUACCACACUCCUGCUAGCUGGUAAAUUAGUAUGUUGUUGCUGUGCAGAAGGUGUAUCGAGUCUAUUUGUUUUCAGAAUGUCACUCUCACUGGAGUUAUUUUUGUCCCUCUCUACAGUUUUAAUUUGUUAGUUGUAAAUUGGACUGAUUAGAGUUACGUGCAUUGUGAAAUCUGGUGCCAGGAGAUAUUACAUUUCCAGUGGGACUGCCGGUCACUGGAUUCGAGAGCCAGAAAAUCUGUUUCAGUGAAGUUAUAAAAUUUGACUAGGUCACUCCAUCUAUUUGGUACCAUCGAGCAGCACCACCUCCGAAAUAUUUAAUUCAGGAGCAUAAGAUUAAAUCUUUUACAUUUUAAUGUCAAAAUAACAUUUUCAUCGUCCUUUUCCCAGACAGACUGGACAAGCUUACACCAAUCCCCAUAUCUUUGCUCUGACGAAGGAAUCAUUCUCAAUAAAACAAGCACCUCAUUUUUAAAUAUGUCCACUUUUACCUCCUGGUUUGAAUCUAUCGACAAACAACAAGACAACAAAACCCCAGGUGUAUUCAUGUGAUUCACUCGUCAUCAGCCAUACAUACAACUGAAAAGUGUACACCUAUGUUAACCUUAGAAAAGUCAAAGUCUUUCACCCCAUUAAAUAUUUGGAAGCAAUGACAACAGAACCUUGUACCUGACAUGCCCUGAGUCAUGGUCAAGUGGAAAGCAGAAAUAGUGCAUGGCUGAAGGUGACAAGAAUGAGAAGGGAAGUGCAAGUCAGACAUAACACUCAGGUUCCAGCGGUGAUUUAUCCUGUUAACAGGACUCCAUCUCGGAAUUGUGUCCUGCUGACAGGAGGAACAGGUAAUUCCAUAGUUCAAAUUUAAGGUCGGAUUCUGAAGAGGAUGAGAAGAAACGUGUUGUAAACUCACGAGCAGGUGAUCAAACUCAGCUGAACAUAAAAAGGGGAACUAGAAGAGAGAUGAGUUGUCAAUGUGUUUGCUGGAAACAUUCCAGUUCCACUUCACCGGUCUCUUCAGAAAGAGCUACGCAGUCAGUCUUAAUCUGGUUCGGAUGGGUAUUUAACAAAUGAAAUUGCAGCUAACUCCUUACAGAACUCUUCCAGGACAAUGACACCCUUCAGAAUUGUGACAUGAUCCACCCUGCAAAAUUAACAAAUCAAAAAAAUCAAUUUAAUUAAAUGUUUAAAUCAGGUCAUGAGAUGAACAAUCACAAAUGUAAACAAUGCUGUCCUCUGCUCUCAUGAUACCCUUUAGUUCAUCCUGAUAAAGCAGGAAUCAGCUCCCUUACCAAUUGGCAAGGACAGUUAGUCAAAGUGUUCAAACCUGACCAGUAUUAAAAAUGAUUUGAAAGUUGUGGUGCAGAAAUCAAGCUGGGUUUGGGCUUUCAUCUUGAGAAUUGGACUAAAGCUUGAAGACUGCAGUGAGACAGAGUCGGGGUUGGGCUUGCAGAACGAAGGGGCCAGUGUGAGGAUGUGUAGACUGAGGAGAAGUGGAGUAGGAAUGGGGGUUUGCGGACAGAGGACAGUCAUAUGCAAUCAAAUUCUCCUCAACUCUAACGAAUACAAACCCAAACCAUUCCACCUCCAUUCAAAAUCCUUCCCUAUCCCAGACUAAUCCUCCAGACUGCCUCCAAAGACAGUAUAUCUUUCCUUCGAUAAUGGGACUGAGACUGUUCACAGUAUUCUAGCUGUGGUGUGACAAAUGUCCUUUAUAUAGUUUUAGAAAAACGUUCUGCUUUACGCACUCUAUUCCCUUUGGAACAAAGGCCCUCAUUCUGUAUUACCAACUGAACUUGGAUGCUAGCUUUAUAUGAUUCAUUAGUUAAAUAAAUCAAAGUGUAUGAAAAAUAUCUGCUUUGACAAAGCUAAACACAUGAACUCGCAAAUGGCUGAAGCUCCUGAACAUUAGGAACGUGCUGAAAAAUUCCAUGUCACUUACAUACUUUCUGGUUCCAAUCCCAUCAGCUGUCUUCUGACCAACAGCAGCUUGGAAGGAAACUGUGGGAUUCUCUGGAUUCUCUGCAUGAGAUCUCCUAUUACCUGAGGCAAGCAGAGAAUGGGAGUUUCGUUACAGCAUCAGUCUGAUUGGGUGACUGAUUUUCUUUUCAAGUCACUGUGAUGAUGUGAGCAUCGCUGGUGCGGUCAGCCUUUAUUGCUUGUGAGAAUGCGGUGGUGUACCAUGUUCUUGAUUCGCUUAAGUCCAUGCAGUAUUAGUGUGCUAACAGUACUUUUUCAGAACAGUUGCAUGGUUUGCUCUCCAUUUCAGAGGGCAGUUAAGAGUCGAAACACAUUGCGUGGGUCUGGUAUCAAAUAGGCUAGGCUGGACUGGUUAUGAUGUGUGAUUAUUAUACCAAAUAAAUUUCAUUAUCAUGAGUAAUAA
Molecule: messenger RNA, 4103 nt
Organism: Hemiscyllium ocellatum (epaulette shark)
Lineage: Eukaryota; Metazoa; Chordata; Chondrichthyes; Orectolobiformes; Hemiscylliidae
Product: transcription factor IIIB 50 kDa subunit-like
Exons: 5
Coding region: 358-1620 (420 amino acids)
Biological process (GO): transcription initiation at RNA polymerase II promoter; transcription preinitiation complex assembly
Cellular component (GO): nucleus; transcription preinitiation complex
Molecular function (GO): TBP-class protein binding; RNA polymerase II general transcription initiation factor activity
Source: RefSeq, a predicted model, not a curated record